Messenger RNA from Monodelphis domestica (gray short-tailed opossum), 928 nucleotides. It is a transcript of the gene TMEM212, whose product is annotated as transmembrane protein 212. NCBI's taxonomy places the organism in Eukaryota, Metazoa, Chordata, Mammalia, Didelphimorphia, Didelphidae. The record is from RefSeq and is a predicted model, not a curated record.
AACAUUUUGGAGUUUCUAGACCCAGGAGAAAAUGAGGAGUUCAUUACAGUAUGCUGGCCCAGUCCUUAUCCUCUUUGGAAUGCUGAGUAUAUCCUCUGGGAUCCUUGCUUUCUUCCCAGUAUUUUCCUACAAGAUCUGGUUCACCGGAUGGAGUGCCCGGAUCGCUUGUCCCAUCUGGAAUGGAGCUUUGGUGGUUACCGUUGGUGUUCUUGUCCUGCGGGCUCAUAGAGAGCAGAUGCAAAGAUCUCUGUGGGAAGCUAGUUUCACCUUUGCCACCCUGAGUCUCAUCGGAUGCUCACUUCAAAUGGUGAUCGCCAUACAAUCUGCUCUUCUGGGCCCAUAUUGUUACUAUUCUUUCUCAGGGAUCUCUGGAACCAAUUAUCUGGGUUAUGCGGUGAUGUUUCCUUUUCCUUAUGUGAGAUACCCAUCAGUCUGUGUAGAUCCACCUUACUAUGAAGAAUAUCACCUGAUUCUACAAGUUCUCGACCUAGCUUCUGGCUUGGCCAUGCUGUGCAUGUCUCUGCUUGUGCUGGUCAAACUUUCCUCGAGGCUCAUCCAGUUUGGAGACAUAAACGGUCAAAGGAAUUGAUGGUAAGCUGGAGAUGGUGCUCAGUGGAAAUUCCACUUAUUCCCUGGCAUCUGAAGACAUCUGUGAUUUGUGUAUUUUGAUCCCCAGCUAUUUUUUUUCCCAAGACUGGAAAAACCUUCCUCGGUGGGCUAUGUCAGUGUGAUGUCACAGCUGAAAUUCUUCCACAGUUUGUUUGUCAGCAGGAAUUUGGAGAUCUGAACUGGCCCAGCUGAAAUGAUCCCCUCUCUCCGACUCUGAUAGAGGAUUACAUUGGCUGUGGGGGGUUAUCCACAUGAUCCCACCACCCCGCCAGGUGCCCUGUGCCCUCUUGCAACUGAAUUAAAGAAACAUAUUCUCAGA